Molecule: messenger RNA, 1356 nt
Organism: Bathycoccus prasinos
Lineage: Eukaryota; Viridiplantae; Chlorophyta; Mamiellophyceae; Mamiellales; Bathycoccaceae
Exons: 1
Coding region: 1-1356 (451 amino acids)
Molecular function (GO): protein binding
Source: RefSeq, a predicted model, not a curated record
AUGUGGUGUAAAGGAGAAGACGGCAUCAUGCGCUGGGGCGGAAGAAGCGAGUCGAGCGAGACGACGGUGUCGGAUGAACCGAACUGGUUUCCGCACGAAAACGACGGGUCGACGGAAGAAGGAGGAAGAGGAGGAGAGAACGACGAAGACGAUGACUACGAUAGAUUUUCUCCGAGGUAUUUACACCGCGCGACGCAAUGUGGGAAGGAUUUGACGAAAGUAAUCCUGUUCGGUGGACAAAGUACUUCUGGAUUCCAUAACGACGUCUUCUUCUUAGAUAUGAACGAGAGGAAGAAUCCGACGCACGCCUUUGAAAAGUUGCACGUGUCUGGGGAGCCACCGCUUCCUAGAUGCAGUGGGUCGAUACAAACGUUGAGAGUGUUUGGUAACAAACCUGGAUUAGGACGCGAAGUUAUCGCGUUAUUUGGAGGGUCGCAAGGCUACAUAAGUGGAUUCCAGGACGAUCUUUUGGUCCUAGCUCCAUCCGAUAAAAAAUCAAACGAGGAUAUAUCCAUGGCUUUAGAAAGAAAGAGCUCGUUGACGUGGUACGAACCGACAAUCAUCGAGAAGAAUCCGGUGCACGGAAGACCAGCACCACGAUGGGGACACGCCACGUUCGCUCGGAAUGGAAAAUUGCUCGUUUUUGGCGGGUCAAACACGAACGCGUGUUUCAACGAUUUCUGGGAGUGCACGUUGGAGAGCACGGACGACGCGUGUCCGUUCGCAAUCACGGCGACGUGGAAGUUACUUUGUCCAGAAAACCGUCGAGCUUACGAAUCGAUACCAUGUCCAAGGGCUGGGGCGACUUUGUGCGUCGUCAAUGACGUCGCGUACUUAUUCGGCGGGUGUCGCGUUUCGACUACGUUUAACGACUUGUGGAAAUUCGACUUGAGCGAGACUGGCGAUAUCCUCUGGCAGCAAGUCACAACGACUGGCUUAGCACCGACACCUCGCGUCGGCCAUUCUAUGUUGACAAUCGGAAACCGACUCAUCAUUCAAGGCGGCCGAGGGAUGCAAGCAAACUCAACAGUUCCUGGUAAGAUGAGCACAAGAGGCUUAGCCGCUUUGCAAGGUCUCGUUUUCUACGAAUCCGGGUUCUCCGUGCUCGACCUUUCGAAGAUGAACUGGUUGCCGAGGCAAUACCCGAAAGCCGCGGAGGAGGAGGAAGAAGAAGAGGAGGAGGAAAAGAAGGAAUCUCUCACUACGAAUACCGAACAAAAUAGGGACGACGUCAACGUCCGAGAACACCGAACUGGACACGUGAUGAUGCUCGCGCCGCAAGGUAUCAUUCUCGUCGGUGGAUUGGGCUACAAUGCCCGAUUUCAGUCCGACGUCCAAACAGUCAAACUUUUUUAA